This is a messenger RNA of Knipowitschia caucasica, 1923 nucleotides long. Lineage: Eukaryota; Metazoa; Chordata; Actinopteri; Gobiiformes; Gobiidae. The record is from the annotation of a GenBank genome assembly.
AUGGCGAUGAAAAACAAGUACCACGGUUUGCUGAACCAGGGAGCGACAUGUUACUUGAACAGCGUCCUGCAGGUGUUGUUCAUGACCGAAGACUUCAGAGAGAGCGUCAAGAAGACUGCAGACACGACCUACAUUGACAUUGAGCUGAGAGACCUGUUCAAAGAUUUGGAAGAACGAGUUGCCUGCACUCGAAAAAUCACAAAGAGACUCGACAUUAAAAAUGUAAGAGUGCCGCGUGACGCAGCCGAGCACUAUGAGAAGAUUCUACGUCUGACCAGUCCAGCGGCGUCCCAUAUCUUCCACGGAAAGCUGAUAAAUAGGAAUAAGUGUAAGCAGUGUCAUACUAAGUAUGACAGUCCUGCAGGAUUCUGGAGCCUCCCUCUGCCUCUGGUGAACAACACUGAAGAAUACAGUGUGGAAAAGGGCAUCGAGGACUUCUUCCGUCCGUCAGAGAUCAGUGGAGAUGACCAGAUGUACUGUGAAAAAUGUGAUGACAAACGUGAUGCUGUCCUGGACUGCGUGGUGGAACAUCAUCCUGAAGUCUUGGUGCUUUUGUUAAAACGCUUUGAGUUUGACUAUGAAUACACUUACACAUAUGUGAAAAACCAGAGUUGUGUGAAUGUGCCCGACACGCUACAGAUGCCAGGGAGUCAGACGUAUAAGCUGCACGCCAUGGUGGAGCAUUUUGGGGAGCUACAAUAUGGACAUUAUAUUUCUACUAUCAAGUCCCUGUAUGAUGAUACCUGGUAUGAAUUUAAUGAUUCUAGUGUGACCCGACGUUCGACCUUACCAGCACUGGAAAGGUCCCGAAGUGCAUAUCUACUAUUUUACAAAAAACUAAAAGCUCCUCAACCAGAAAUUGAAGAAAUCGCAUUAAAUGACAAUCAGAAGAGGCCCCGGCCGGACGACGAGAGUCAAGAAUCAGUUCCCGUGAAGAAACCUAAACAGGAGCUGAAUGGUGAUGAGCUCAAUUUUGAUGAAAAAGUUCAGAAAUGUGAAGAUUUAGACACCAGCAGCAGCUCCUCAAAUACGAUUGACUCUCAAUAUGGGCCAAAGCUGAUCUUCAGACAGUUUCAUUCUUCCUGCUGUGACACCCUCUGCCUUCUCUGCACUGGCUACAACAUGAGCUCUGCUGAGAAGAGCUUCGACCCUCUGGACACCACAGUCACGCUGGUGAACGCUAAAGAUGACUUGGAUCCCUUCUCAUCGGAGGAUGGCGUGUUGAAAGCCCGUCUGUCGUGUGGACACGUUGUUUCCCCUGAAUCUCUCACUGAAGCCUGCCGGGCUCAAUUAAAAGAGGGACAUUACAAAUUCAAAUGUCCUGCUUUUGUGGAAGGAAGACUCUGUAACGGCCCUCUUUCGUACCGAGAGGUGCGCAAAGCGGCUGAUCUGACCGUGGAAGAGAUGCAGGAGUUUGAGGAGAACAUAGCUCGUCUGGCUGCAGCGGACUACAGUGACAUCCAGAAGUGCCCCAAAUGUAAGACGGACAUCAAGAGGAAGAACAUGACCAACCUGUGUGUGAUAUGCAGCGUGUGUUCGGCGGGACAGAGCAAGCCGUACCUCUUCUGCUGGCAGUGUCAGAAACCCUGGACUGGCCCUGCCCCCCGCUCUGACCGCUGUGGUAACUCUGGCUGCAAGAACUUAGAGCUGGAGCUGCUCCGGACCUGCAAACUCACCAAUCUGCCCAAGGUGCGAGGGGCCGAGGCGGUGCCCUCCAUCCGGGCCUGUCCUACCUGUGGGCAAAGAGUCGAGCACAAUACGACAGGCUGCAAGAACGUGAUCUGCCCUCGCUGCCAGGUGGAGUUCUGCUUUGUGUGUCUGAAGCUGACUCCAGUGUGUCAGGAGACCAGCUCCUACUUCAUCCCCUGCAGCGCUGGAGUGGCCCCGCGGCAGACCGCCAUCCCAGUGUGGCGCAGGAAGUGA